Messenger RNA from Letharia columbiana, 300 nucleotides. RefSeq lists its product as uncharacterized. The transcript has 2 exons. NCBI's taxonomy places the organism in Eukaryota, Fungi, Ascomycota, Lecanoromycetes, Lecanorales, Parmeliaceae. Bases 1 to 300 code for a protein of 99 amino acids. The record is from RefSeq and is a predicted model, not a curated record.
AUGGCGACUUGGUUUAGUUUCGAGGGGACAGAUCAAGUCGACCUGACUCUCGUCAAUUGGGGUCACCCGGCCUUACCACCCCUCACCUUCGAGGAUUUAUGGUACCCUCUCAACACUGGGUCCUACGAAUGCGGUUACCUUCGUCCGCUUGUGACGGGCUUCCUCUUCCAGCCUACCUUCUCUCUCUUUUCAUUGUGCAAUAACGGAAAAGCUCCUUCUUACACAAAUGAUAAUCUGUAUGAGUACCCAAAGAAGGAUGAACAAUCACCAGGGUCUCCUAUCUUGCUCAAGCUGGUUUGA